Messenger RNA from Aspergillus oryzae RIB40, 432 nucleotides. Its product is annotated as Zn(II)2Cys6 transcription factor domain-containing protein. Gene Ontology annotation, molecular function: zinc ion binding; DNA-binding transcription factor activity, RNA polymerase II-specific. NCBI's taxonomy places the organism in Eukaryota, Fungi, Ascomycota, Eurotiomycetes, Eurotiales, Aspergillaceae. Gene Ontology annotation, biological process: regulation of DNA-templated transcription. The coding region runs from base 1 to 432 and encodes 143 amino acids. The record is from RefSeq and is a predicted model, not a curated record. The transcript has 3 exons.
AUGACUAAUGCGGUAUCUGCAAGCGCUGGACAAGGAGAACAAGGCCCACAAAGGUCAGUUCGCUGCCACGUGGCUCAGGCAGCCUCGGCACGUGCUCCAACCCCGACCCGACUUUCCAGCAAUGCAAAGUCCAACAUCCUUGCAUUGGUUGAUAUCGGCUGUCACAUAAUUGUUUAUUUUUGGGCUUUCUCCACCAUGCCGAACAAUGGCCCGCAGAGUGGCAUUCGGAAACAACGCAAAUCUCGCGGGCGAGGCUUGCGAACUAACACGGGGUGCUUAAUUUGCAAGCGUCGCCACGUCAAAUGCGACGAGAUCCGCUCGCCGUCCGAUUUCGAGCAGAUCAGUGUCAUCUCCGCUUGUCGAAUAUGUACCUUCACCUGGUACGGAGUCAUCAGCGACCUCAUCGAGGGUGGCGCCCCUGAGCUGGUUUGA